CUCAAUGGAGCAGGCUGUGUUGGCACAGUGCUGUUGCAAAUAGUGAUGUAACAGAUAGUAAUGAUGAGGGUAAACUGAACUCCAUGCAAACAGAUACAAUGGGCUGUAAGCCACAGAAAUCAACUAUUCUUUUCAUUGUUGACUUAAAAAGGGUUUCAGUGACCCCAAUCUUACAUUAAUGCAAAUGUGAAUGUUACAAGUAAGCUUUAUCCUUUGUAGAAGUAAAGUGGCAAAUUAGUCUGAGAGCAGCAGCUAUUACUUUUAACAAUCUAACAGAGGCUUAUAGGUAACACUUUACAAUAACCAUAAUCUACAGUAAAUAGAUAGUUUAUUAAUGUUUAAUCAUCAUUUAAAAACAGCAUAUAGACCAAUUAUAAGUGGCAAAGAGAUAGUUUGUUAAUGUAAGUUAAUAGUUAUUUUACCAUUAACAAGCAAUAAAAUUAUGAUUAAUGAUUUUCAUUAAUUAUUAAUAGACUAUUUAUUGAAGGUUUAAAUAUUGGUUGUAAAACAUCUAGAUUAAAUAUGUGUCAGUAGCACUUUGUAAAUGGUUAAUAUUUGGUUUUUAAAACCAUCUAUAAACAUGACUUAGAUGGUUAUUGUAAAGUUGCAACUGAUGUUUGUAAUACUUUGUAAAUGAUUAAUAAGUGGUUGAUAAACCAACUAUGAGCAUUACUUAGAUGGUUAUUGUAAAGUUUGGCUAGGGUUAGGGUUAGGUUUUUAAAAUGAUUAAAUUUACAAUUUAUUAAUGGUCUAUAUACUUUUUUUAAAUGAUGACUAAACUUUAAUAGACUAUCUGCUUAGUGUUUAUGAAUGGUCUAUACCAUUUAUAAGUAAUGGUUAUUGUUAAGUGUUACCAGCUUUUAUUUUGUUAAAAAAAAUCACAACACUGCAGAGAUGACCUGUGUGGUGAGAGUGAUCCUCUGCUCUUCUGUGCAGAUACAAUCUGGAAGGAAACAACCUUAAAGUGUUGCGUAGACUCUCAUAAAUGCAGGGGUGUCUUCAGAUAUUUUGACUGAGGUAACCCUGCUUGGACAUUGACUCAUGUCUGGCUGGUGUUUAAAUAUGCAUGCACAGACUAAAAUAGAUAAGAUUCACUCUUUCUGUCUCAACUUAUUGUAUCUACUUUAACUUCCUGACAUUUGUGUACAGCCAACAUGUGUGUUUUGGAGAGUUAUUGUGCAGGAGUCUGCUUAUCACCUCUGAGCUUCACUGACACUGUCCAAAAGAAUGCAUGACUGCAUUUUAUUUUGUCAGUAAUCAUACAUUUUGUGUUAUAAUUGUGGUUUCAAACUUGAUUACCCAUUUAUACACAACACAAAAUACUUGAUUGAUAGUUUAUUUCAUCAUAACAAAUCAACUCAACACAGCAUGCUUCAUUACUUUACAAAACGUUGCAACAGUAACAGACAGCUGCAGUAAUUCAGUGCAUAAACAGCAAAAAAAGACUGAUUGACUUAAAUUAAAAAGAAUAUAUUAAUAUACUUUUGUGGUAAACAAUAAUCUCCUAACAAUAAAUAUGAAACCAGUAUGCCAAGUUGUAAAACAUUCAGUUGUUGCAAUCAGCUGAUUGUCUUUGAGGUAUGAGGUUGAAUAUGCAUAAGAGCCAGGGGAUGUUUUUUUUUUAAUUUAGCAUUUUCUUACAUCUCUUAAUUUCUAGCUACAUCACAUCCAAGCGCCUCCCUGUUCAAUGACACCAGCAGCUUCAAGUUUUCUUUGCAUUCCUGGGCCAGACCUUGGUUUGAUGUCACUUGUUGGGAACAUAAUUCACCCACGAACCUUUCCCAUAUGUCCUCCUGUGUCUGAGUCUUUGCACACUUCAUCAUCCUUGGUUCACUUUUCAGCAGCUCACCAGCCAGCUUCAGCGCACACCCAGCGGUCAGAGAUGGAGGGUAUUUGUUGAAAGCAUAGUCUGCCAGACUCAACUCACACACUUCCUGUGCCAGGCUGCUGCAGAGUCUGGGUCUUUUUGUGUCAGGAGUCACUGUUGCAAACUUGUCGGCGUCUGCACAUGCAAGCUGAGCAACCUCAACACAGUUGGUGUAAUAGUCCAAGAAGAAGGCCAGGGUGGGCGCAGAGAGGCAGAAGUUGAGGCGCAGCAGGAUGAGACAUUCCAGGUUACAGAGCUGCUCUUUAGUGAAGGCGUCACAGCAGAACGACAACAGAUGGCUGAUACCCGGUGAGCCCACCUCCACCUGAGGAGAGAGUUGGUGAUUAAUAUAGUGUAAUGCAAAGAUACAAAUUUUAUACUCCUUAUUCAUUUGCUCACCUGUUUACUGGCCAGGAGGAGGGCAGUGACCCCCAGGAGCUGGAAGCAAUCAGCAGCCACUGGUGUGGAUGCCAAGAACCGGUCCAUGAUGUUCACCGCGAGGCAGCAGCACUCAAAGGACAGACGGAAAUGUUUGUGUACAGGGAUGAGCCAGCUGACCAGUUUACACCGAGCCUCUGCAGUCAACUGAAAAUAAAACCAAUCUUCAUCAGUGGUCAGAUCUCAGAUCAUAGACUAAAGGAUUUUAGCUCUGCCUUAAAGAAGAUAUAGGGGAGAGUGGGGUACGCUGAGCUAAAGGGUAAGUUGAGCCACCCUCUGUUGCUUAGAAAUGGUAAAAAGAAAUUGAUCAUGUGACCAAAUAUUUAGGAGAUGGGCAUCAAUUCAUGGAGUCUGUGAAGGUUAGAGGCACAAAACUGUGAUUGCCUUGAUGUAGUGAUCUGAAAUAUGAAAAAAAUGGGCACACUGGAAAGACGUGCUAUUUACAGUUGUAUCCCACAUUGACAAAAUGCUUGUACAUAUUUUGGUUGAUACUAUGCAAAAAAAAGACAACAACAACAACAACAAAAAGUCAAAACCAGAAAUAAAUGUUUUCAAAGACUACAUGAGUUCACGCUGUAGUUCUGUUUAAACUGGAAACCUUUGUGUGUGACUGUCUCUGUUUGAUUCAGAGUCCUACCUGUGGCUGGCGUGCCAGACUCUUGCAUGGAUGAAACAGCUCCUCUCUCUCCCUCUGGAUCUUGUAACCGAUGUCUCCGUACUGCAGGUACCAGGUGGACAGCUCUCCAGCAGGUGGGUCGUCUGGACGGAGAGGGGACACAACCAUCCUAACCGGGGUUGAGAUGGGCGAGGCUCCCAAGUCUUCUUCGAAACCGGAGUCACACAUCUUUGACUGAAGUUUCUGCUUCCUGUGCCGGACAGUGUGACGCCGCUGGACCGGUGUGACCGCGUCUGUUGUGGUCGUCCUCCUCCGUUUGUCAACAGCCUCAGAGCCACACUCACCGUCCUCAAAUGACACCAUCCCCGGUACUUUCAGCGGAGUCUGUAAACACAUAGACGGCCACUGCCCGGGCUGUUUGUUACUGGACUGAAUUGGAUAUUGGUUGAGAGCUCGUGCGAGGAGCACCGUCUGCUGACGUCACUUUCCCGGGGUCUACCCCGCUCGUGCAGCGCACCUUUCUUCAGUCGCCCCGGCAACCGAGGCUAAACAUAAUUUGUUCCAUGUUGGCAGUAAUUAGCCCAAACCUUGAACCAUAUGUUACACCUCGCUCGGUUUGUGGGCCUGAUCCGAGGAGGAAAAAAUCCCAAAGCUCAGACGUUUCUAAACAGAAAAAGAAGAAGAGAAAUUGAAGUUCAGACAAGCAGGCUGACAAUAACUGUUACGGUGGCCGAGAACCGCCACUGCUGCAAAUAAAAAAGAAUGAAAAAAAAAAAAAAAAAAAGAUAAUAAAAAAUAUUAUCACAUAAUAACUUUUUUUUUUUUUUGCAUCGCCACUUUUUUUGCCUCAUUAACUUCCAUUGUGGCCUUUUUUUUAAAAUUCUGCACUGUUUCUUUAUUUUAUUUGCAGCGGGCUUCGUUUUUGUUUUGUUUUUUCAUCAGUAACUUCCGUUGUGGCUUCCUUUUUUUUGCAUUCUUUUUUAUUUGCAGCAGUAGCAGUUCUCGGCUACUGUAAACUGUUUCCCUGUGGAAACACGAUCCUUACUGGCAUUUUUACAAAUAAAGGUUAUGUCAAAUGUGACUGCAAUUAAGCUGAGCUCAUGAUUCUGCGAAACUCAGCUCAGUCAGAAACAGCUUUUAGUUAUAAAAGAUGCAAUCACGAGGUUACAACAACAUCCAUAUUUUUUCAGAAUAAAGAGCUCACAAUUCAGUCAUAUUCAAACAAUCUUUAUCCACACAUUCAAAGUCACUUUGAUUUGAAAUAUUUUAUUAGUUAUUCUGCCAUUUCUAUAGCUGAACAACGUAUGCGUCAGAUUACAUGCAUAAGUAUUAUAAGUUCGCCUAAUUUGACAGUGUGCUGUUUUGAGUAAUCCGAUCUGAAAGCCAAUAAUAUUGAUCUCAUGGCAAAGAGGUUCAAAGUUAAUAUCAAUGCAAGAGGGGCUUUCUAUAAAUGUCUAGAAAGUUCUGGCUUCCUACAGUUGCAGUCUAGAUCAUGCUUUUGUAUCAACACAACAUAGCAGAAAAUAGAUCAAAUUACGUAAGCAAACCCUGAAAAGUAACACCUAAGAGUGUGAAAGGACACAUUUUCCUCACAUGUAGUUUAAGCUGCUCUUGAACAAUGAGACAGUGAAAUGAAAACACCUAAAAAGUAAACUCAGUAAAGCAAAGUCAGCUGUGGUGUUAAAGGCUGCUGCUUCUUAAUGGAGUGAAGGUGAAGGUGAGGUGAAGGCUUGGAAAUGGAGAUAUAAACCCUUUCUUCCAUCAGUCAUCAUGGGAAAUGUCAACUCUCUGCCCAACAAAAGCAAUGAGCUGGAGAUAUUGAUGAGAAGAAGACUGAGAAGCAAACUGUGAGUGCAGUCUCCUGUGUUUUACUAAAACCUGCUUGAAUCAUAACAACUUUGACAGAUCUACCUGGCUUUACUCACAUUAGGUCAGACAGAGAUGCUAAAAGGUAGUGUCAACUCUUCACACAUGACUGUCAAAAAGAAGUUGUGUUGUUCAGAUACUGAACUGUUUUCAGUCGCGCUUCAGCCAUAUUAUUAUGUUCCAAGGGAGUUCAGUCAUAUCAUAACAUUACUUUUGUAUGAUAGCCUACUGUUGCUAGAAUAUAGACUCAACAUCCUACGGCACUUGUGGUAAUACUAAGAGACUUCAAUAUGUCACCCUCUCAUGUGACUGGAUUUACACACUUUGUUAACCCCCCCCCCCAGGGAAAAUUUGUCAUGAGAUUCCACUCAAAUGAAUUUCCCUCUGGGGAUAGUUAAAAUUCUUGUGUUGUAGUUUGCUCAUCAGCAUACUUUUUUCCCCUUUCCAAUCAAAAGGCUCAAAUGAGAGGGCUCCUUAGAUAGUUUAUCAAAUAGCUCCUGUUUAGAUAAUCAAAAUGCUCCUCCUAGUAGGGUUAUUACAACAGACCUUAUCAAGCCAAUCACAAUGCUUAUUUCCUUCCAUUUACCCUAGAACACCAUUGCCGGGUGAUUUUUACCCGACCCAACAUGUUUAUGUGAUUUUCAUUAUGUUGUGUUUGUCUGAGUAUCAUGGGUCCCUGGGUAGAUUCAGCUUUGCCUUUGAGAUCUUUGAAGGCAUAUUUGUUUCCCUGAUUCAAACGCGCUUUUUCAUACAGGCACAUGUUAGGGUGAUUUUCACACGGCAAUAGUGAUAGAGGGUAAGUAGGUUUGGGUGGAUUUGAUAGCUGCAUGUAGGUGAAUAAGGUCAGUAAGAGUGGUCCUGGAAUUUGCAUGCUAUCUUUAUUUAGGGCAGUGGUUAUGAAUAACUAUCACUAGGUUGUGAUUUUCAAUUUUCAAGGUAAUAAGAAAUAUUUUAGUCAGCUGGUCAUUUUUAAUCACUCAAAAUAUGCCUUAAUUGGUUCUCUCUCCUGCAAAGACCCUGAGUCUUCACCAGGGAAGACACACAUGCCCCAGGAGUCGGUGGAAAAAAAAAACAAGUUUACAGUUUCUCUCUCUCUCUCUCUCUCUCUCUCUAUCUAUCUAUCUUUCUAUCUGUCUAUAUAUAUAUAUAUAUGUAUGUAUUUGCACAGUAAAAAAUAAAAGAAAACUACUUUAAUUUGUCACGUAUUGUCCUAUUUUGAUGUAUUUUGAUGACAACUACUUUUUUUCGGGCAUAUUAUUUCGGGUAAAAAUCACCCUGCUAUAGUGGUGGUGUUACUAAUAUUAGCAAUAGUGUUCUAGGGUUAAGCUGGACAAAUACUUUAAAUAUACCAUUAUUUUUGGGAAAGAAGAGAAUAAUUAACAAAAUUGACAAAUUUUCAGUUUAAUCUUGUUUAUAUCCUUUUUACAAAAGCUCAACUCAGUUAUUUGACUGCAUGUUUCACAACAACUUUGCCCAAUCUUGUUGCAUACAGUAAAAAUCACGUUUUAAAAGAUAGACGAAGAAGAAGAGAAGUUAACAAAGCAGCCCAAAUCUAUGUAGACAUUGAAGCAUCUAUUCUCAAAAGUUUUUUUUUUCUUAUUUUCUCCUUUUCAUUAUUGACAGUAUUUGUGGAUUAAUGCUGAGCAAGGUGGCGAUGUCUCAGAGAGAUCUUUACUUAGCGUCAUGACAGGUCUGUCGAGGUCGUAUUUUCACAGGCUUUAUUUACCUCUGAGGUAAGAAGUCCCUAUUUGACACCAGCCUGAUUUGCCAGGUUGAGCUCCCCCCUCUGUCCACAUGAGGCGCUGUUGCACCCUGAAAGCCUGAACUUUGUUCUAGUUGUAAAUGGGUGUGUUAGCUCUCUGUGCUCACAACUGAGUUAUUCUCCAGGAAGAAAGGACAUGGAGCGAAAGUGUUAGGUGAGAGAAGACUUUGUAAAGUGAGUGAAAUGCUGUUAAUUGUAGACUAAAACUGUAGCGCCGUCUUACCUAUAACUCCGGGGGGCUGUGGAAGAAGCCGGUCACGGAGAUUUGUUUAUAUUGGCAUAAGUGGAUGUAAAAGGUUAUCGUCGGUGUCUUUAGGUGAGCUGUCACUGUGUUUCUGUGACCUGCAGAGGCUUUACUCUUCGUGAAUGUUUCUAACCAAACACUACAUGCUUCUCUUACUCCUGUGUUUUACUGUAAAGUAGGCUGAAUGUACUUCUUCCACUGGCAGGUCUGAGCUCCAUCUCAGUCACAGGGCUGCUCUUGAAGCACUCAGGGAAUUAUUCAGGAGGAGGAGAUGGAGGACUUCUGGGUAGGGGCCCUUUGGGUCCUGAAGAUCUGGCUGUACCUUAUCGUCGGCCUCAUCAUGUUUCCGGCCAUGUUUGGCUUCUCUCUGGGCAUUUCUGAGACCUACAUGAACAUCCUGGUCAAAACUUUGGAGGUACAGGUUUAUGUUUCUUCUGGCUACACUGUACAUGCUUUCUUAAAGCCAUGUAGAUGGUCAGAUCUGGAUCCUGUUACAUGAAGCAUAAAUUUCACCUGACUGUCCCUUCUUUGCAGUGGGCCACUCUGAAGAUACAAAAAGCAAAAACAGAUGAUCAGGCACUCAAAGCGUCUUCAAAUGGUGGGUGAAAAGCUCUGCCUUAAAGUAUCUAAACAUUAAAAACACUAACCAGAUAUUCAGAGAGAUUUUGAGUCCUGAAGAAGAGAAAUUCCUGUGUUGUUGGAACUCUUGCAGAGAGCAGCCUACUCACAUCCUUUAUUGUGAAAGAUGGGUGUUUAAAAACAGAUAUCAAGCUGCAAGACUGGAUUUCACAAGAUACUUUACAUCAAGUCUGAACAUGCAUGUUGCACUGAUAUAACCCACAUCUGAGAUGACUUGUUUUAUCUGUGCAGUGCUAACUGCAUUGUCCCUGCAUAUGGAUAAAUUUAUCAGAGGACGAGAGCUCUGUGACCUUUGUGUCAGGUUUAAGAGCUUUUAUUUUAGACUACAGAGCUGACUCUCCUUAGCACCAUGACUUAUUUAACUUUGGAACUUUUUUUUUUACAGAAAGCAAGGUGAAGUUGAUUUGGUAACUCUGCCUGUCUCACAGGAUGAAUUUACUCCACUCUUUUAUCAGUUGCUAAGCUGCACAGGGUGCUAUCCCCCUGCUGCAAGAAGUAAAAGUCUAAGUUAUGACAGCAGAAUGAGGGCUCUGCAAAGUCCAAAGUGUGUCAGGGUUAUAUUCAUUUCCUGAUCUAAACAAGGAUAAGGUUUGGACACUGCAUUUAUCUUAGAAUAAAGAAUACUACAAUAGGAAUAAAUAAGCUUCUUUUUAGUAGAAAGGCAUACAUAAUACUGUUAACAACAACAAGAGAGGCCAAAGAUAAAGUAUACUCAGAUCUUUAAAAGUGGAGAGUGGAACUUGGAGUGAAAGUGCUCUUUAAGCAGAACUGAAGAGUUUAGAUGCAUUAUUGAGUUUAAGGGUUUGGACUUUGCUUCCUUGGUUAUCAGAUAAUGUGGAGUAACUGUUGUUAGACCUGUGAAGUGCAUUGUGUUAGAUCCUGAGCAGGGUUGUCUUCAUUGCCUAAGACUGCUCUCUAAUCAGCCCACUCCUGUUAUUAUGUAUGUCAGGUCAGAGGGUGAAAAGGCCAUGCAGUAGGUGGAUUGUUGACGUCCUUUGCAAUAUCUUACCUAUGAUAUCACUGUAUCAGAGCCAAAAGUGGCUUUUUUACCAAAUGAUAACAGUUCUACAUUUUAAGGUGUUGAUUUAUAUCUCUGACAUGCUCUGAUUUAUUGUUUUCAUUUCGUUCAGUGUUUUAUACUUACACCAUCAUUCCAAGAAACACACUCCUGAAAACAUUGGUUCUUUUUUCCCCGUUUCACCAAACCAAUUCAUUCUCCAGCACUGUCAGCACAAUCAGAUAUGAGGAGGCUGACUUAUCUUGAGACUUGGUAUGAAGAUAGCGACUCAUAUCAGUAGAUUAGGUUAGUGUGUGACGGUGCGUGUGUGUAUGUCUGUGUUUAUUAGGCCUCAUCCAAAGGGAAGAUGGCUCCAUGGAGAAAGAGCUAGAGGAACUCAGACGCAGUCGGCCCAAGCCACCCGAGGGCGGUGAUUUUACUCUCAGUGACUGUUUCUAUUUCUAUCGGCGUGGAAUUGAGAGCAUCGUAGAGGAUGAGGUACAUGUUCACACUUUUAAGGUGAACUUUGAGAAUUUUCUUUAUCUGCUGACCUGGCAUUGAAAACACAUCUUUUUUUUUUUAAAUUUAGGUGACUCAGCGAUUCACUUCAGAGGAGCUGGUAUCCUGGAACUUACUGACUCGCACCAAUGACUUCCAGUUCAUCAGUCUGAAGCUGACGCUGGUCUACGGCAUUGGUAUCUUUGUGAGAUACUGCAUCCUCGCUCCUCUGAGGUAUAUCAGCGGCAAGAGACUAAAAGUCGUCAUGAUAUUGAAGGACAGAGUCAAAAUAUCGAGUUAAAAUCUGAGACUUUCCCCUUUCUCAGUCUUCUGGUUGCUGUUUUUAAGUUUAUGAUGCACCAGUUUCAAAUCAGCAAUGUUUUUAACAGCUUAUUUCCAGCCAUGUGACCUGUAUUUGAGGCUGUGGCUUUAAGAUUCCUUUGUGUUAUUCAAUCCAAUGUGCCUUUGACCUACAAAUGGGUUUUAAUCGUGAUCUGUAUAAAGCUCAGUAAAACACAUGUUCCUCUUCUCCAGGAUAACUCUGGCCAUCAUUGGCCUCACCUGGUUGGUCAUAGGAACAUCUGCAGUGGGACUCCUACCAAACUGGAGGUAAAUAUUGACUAACAGCCUCAUCUAGCUUUUUCUCAUGAGAGUGAGAGUUUUCUCCUCAUUCCUGUUUGUUUGUUUUAUAUUUUUUUAGGAUCAAGUCUUGGCUCAGUGAGUGGGUCCAUGUGAUGUGCUACAGGAUCUGCGCUCGAGGACUGUCUGCCACUAUCCGCUAUCACAACAGGUCAGUGCGCCCUCUCUCACAGUAAUGAUCAAAUAAAUAACAGGAUUUCAUUCUGUGUCUGACUCCAUCUUUUUACUUAAAAACUGCAGGGAGAAUAAACCCCAAAAAGGAGGAAUCUGUGUUGCCAAUCACACUUCCCCUAUCGACAUUGUGAUCCUCUGCAAUGAUGGCUGUUAUGCUAUGGUACCAAGUUACUUUCAUUAAAAUCUCUCAUCAUCCAAAUGUUAUAUUUCAUGUGAAAUGACUACAUGCUUCCACUCGUGUUCCUUAGGUGGGUCAGGUACAUGGAGGGUUGAUGGGAGUUGUGCAGAGAGCCAUGGUGAGGUCCUGCCCUCAUGUCUGGUUUGAGAGAGCAGAGAUGAAAGAUCGCCACCUGGUGACCAAAAGGUCAGUCAACGCUUGCUUCAGCAGAUCUUCCCAGGCUUGUUACUCCUUGUCUUCCUUAUGUGUGUUUUCUUUCAGUGGAAAAUUAUGCAACAGAGAGGUUUGUAUUUUGUCCUGGCAGUAAAUGCCUCUAAAUUUUGCAUAUCUCUAACUCUUCAAACAUGUUUUGGAUGUCGAACAGUGGCUUACACAGUUUCCAGUAGCUCGUCAUAUCAUGUCCUCACCCAGUAGAUGUGUGGUGUAUUGUCUCAAAUGUCCCUUUUAAAGGUGCGGUGUGUAGAUAUUUAUAUAAUGAGAAAAUGUUUUCCAUUUCACCUUUGUGCUGCUUUCAGGUUAAGGGAUCAUGUGAGCGACAAGACAAAGCUUCCCAUUUUGAUAUUCCCAGAGGGUGAGUGUGACCGUGGACAGAGAUAGAGUUACUAUCUCCACAUUUGUUGUGUGUAGUUUUUGUGUCAUCAAAGAUAAGACUCUUUUUGUAAGCAGUGACAAAUGAGCAGAAUCCUCAUGUGGGUUUGGACUCAGCUUACACAGCUCUGUCCCACUUUCAUCCUCUCAUGUCUGGUUUCCAUAGGAACGUGUGUCAACAACACAUCUGUCAUGAUGUUUAAGAAGGGAAGUUUUGAAAUUGGAGGAACAAUCUACCCUGUAGCCAUGAAGGUACGUCAGUCCUGACUGACAUUAAAGCUCCAUCCCUGAGUCUGGUCCAUCACAGCACCUGUGGUUUUUUCUUUUUCAGUAUGACCCAAAGUUUGGAGACGCUUUCUGGAACAGCUCCAAGUACAGCAUGGUCAAUUACCUGCUGAGGAUGAUGACAAGUUGGGCCCUUGUCUGUAAUGUCUGGUACCUGCCCGCCAUGCACCAACAGGUGAGUUUGACAUCACUGCCAGGAGGUGCCACCCUGGACCAUCUGCAAAUGUGAAAACACUCACAGACACAUACUACAGUGGACUAAGUUUGUUUUUGAAAAUGGCAGGAGGGGGAAAGUGCUGUCCAGUUUGCCAACAGAGUGAAAUCAGCCAUCGCUCACCAGGGAGGGCUGGUAGAUCUGCAGUGGUGAGUUUGUUUCCGUUUGAAGAUCAAUUGAUAUCUUUAAUGAUACAAAAUUAUAGAUACAUGACACAAAAAUACAACAGUUAUCUGUUGUAUUUUUUUUCUACCGAUGUACUCAGCUUCUUAAAGCUCCUGUGAGGAACUUUCUCUUUGUGUCAACUCCAUUUCCCCCUGUGGACAAAGCAGUCUUUGUUUAUCCUGUCCUCUACAUUCUUCUGUAAUGCCUCUUGAAAAAAAACCAUCCUAUUGACUUCUGACAGUCAAAUCUACCAUUAACUGAAAAUGUACUGUCUAGAAGUUGCAGAAACAGGACUGUUACUCUAGCUGCUUAGCUGACACCUCCCCCCUCUCACCAGUUUCAGGAUUUAAAAAUGACUGAAUCAAUGUUACCAAUCUUGACCCUGAUGGUGCAAUUUGCAUUUGGAUAUCAUAAAAAGGCAUCAGUAUGAAUUUCAGGUUAUUUCAUAAAAGCCACAAAUUCCUCACAGAAGCUUUAAUGUUUAUGUCUGUAUAAUAGCAACAUCACACUCUCAUGCGAUACUUAUUAAUAAUUGUUCUUGUGUUAUAUAUUUAUUUUUUUAUGUUGAGUAGAAACAGACCUAGUCCUUUUCCUGUAAGACUGCUUUAAAAUACAGUGUUGCUGAGCUGUGACUGUAAAAAUAGUGUUUAAAGCAUAAUGAUACAUCAAAGUGGGUGGGUUAAAAAGUUGUUUUUAAAUGUUAUUAUUGAUCUUUGAAUUAAACCAGAGGGGAUUCCUUAAGAUAAAUAAUUAUGCUAAUUCUGUUAGCUCUAUAUUGUCCCUCUGAUAGCAUCUUGAUUUAUAGUACAAUAAAAUUCUCAACACAUUUCAUUCAGCUGUUUAUGAAACCCUCAUUUAAGCUGCUGUCCCUUUGAGACCCCCCAGCAUGCCAGAACACAGCAUUCUGGAAGCCUCCUUCACUGUUGCCAAGCAACAAAGCAGUGUUUCUGUUUAUAAAAUGAAAAAUUUGCGCAAAUUUCCCGAUUUAAACAAUUCCCACAUAAAAUCUCAUGCAACUUUUUGAUCAUCCAUUCAGAUCACCCUGUAGUCCCAUUUGAGGAUUACUUCAACACACAACAACCUUGUAAUCUGAAACUUUACUCAGCCAUAGUGCUGACACCCAACAUUUUAAUGUAACAUUUGUUUUUAGAAUAUGAAAAAAGCAUAAUACCACCUCUUCAAGUUUUUUAAAGCAGUGAUGACGUUUUUAAUCCACUUAAACUGGAAGUCAGACAAAAAAAACAAAACAAAAACAAAACAGCAGAUUGGUAGUUUAAGCCGCACCAUGCUCAGAGUGUCUUGUCUCACCGUUUGCCUCUGCAGGGACGGAGGCCUGAAAAGAGCAAAAGUAAAGGAGUCCUUCAAAGAGCAGCAGCAGAAGCAGUACAGCAGUAUGGUGGUGGGAGAUGACAGCAGCGGCCACAGUGACUGAGACCCUCAACCAGUUUGCUGCGCUAUAGUCCCAGACCUGUUCUUGCAGAUCGUACACUGGAAUCAGCCUCUCCUCUUGGGCACAUUCUCAUUAGCUGGACCUGAUUGGGAGUCCAGUCUGAUGAACUUAAACACUGUGAAAACACUGCUGAAAGGAGGGAAUGAGGUGAUUCUGAGAAAUCACAAGUGCAAUACUGAACUUUUGGGGAAACAGACUGACUGUGGGAAAGAGAAAACUCUCCGUUUUAACUGCUGUGGAAGAUGCUGCACUGUUGAUUGAUAAAAUGAAACGCUGGUAAGAAAAACUGGGAUUAUGACUCUAAUCUCUAAUAAUGAGUUAUGGUGCUUUUUAAAAUAAAUUUUAGUUUACAGUUUCAGCAUCUGUUUUGUGAUCAUGCUGAAAGACACUUGGAGGUAGCUGUGCUAUUUUUCUAAACAUCAUCAAUUAUUUUGUCCAGUUCAUGCAUUUAAAUAUUGUCUGUCUGUUUGAAACUGAAAUAUAAUUAAUACUGAUGAGCACCAAUACAACAUGGUGUAACCUAAAACACUUUGUUUAAACAAGCUACAUGACAAAUAAUCUCCUUUUUUAGUCAUUUCAGAGUCUGAGGUUACCCUCUACCCCUCUCUACUUUUUCACUCAACCGCAAAGGUAAAGCAAGGACAGGAGAAACACAAGGGUUUGGCACUUAAAUAAUACAUGAUGGCGUUGAGCGUGAGGAGCUCAGUUCAUUAAAUGUCCACAUGAGAUGUGACGGCCUUAGAGGAUAGCACACAGCCGAGACUUCUUGGAUCUCUUUUUAGUGGUUGUUUUUUCUGGAGUUUGAUCCUCUGUGCUGCUGUUUUCCUGCGGGGUCUCCUCGUUGGCCACUAAAAGCAGAUCAAAUAUGUUUUUUUGUUUUUUUUUAAAUCACAGAAUUUUAACACUUAAUUUGAUUGAAUUGAUCAGUUUUCUCACCUUCACUCUCAUCCUUAACACUUGGGGAAGUAGUUUCUUGCACGUUCUGAAUAGAGACACACAUCACUCAACCACAGUCACUGUAUUUAGAGUCUUUAUAAGCUUUUAACCAGUGUUAUGUCAUUACUCACGGGCAGCACGUGGAUUUUGUUUCUUUUUUUCUGCUCCUGAUACCUGCCAGUAACAAAGAAAAGAAGUUUACCUGCGAGAUCCAAUAACUGGAGACGGGCCUGAUUGUUUUUGGUGAAUGAGCCAUGAGAAACAAACUCUAUGCUGAGAUAUUUAUGAGCCUGAUUAGUGCCCUUAACAUCUGUGUCUCUGUCUGCACAUUUUAAAAGACAGAGAGGUUCAUAUUGAUUCAGACAUGCUGUGAGUAAAGUGAAGCUUCUUUUAUGGCCUGGCAAUAAAAGCUAAUAAAGCUGCUCAGCUGAAAAUCUCUAA
This is a messenger RNA of Xyrichtys novacula (pearly razorfish), 13997 nucleotides long. Lineage: Eukaryota; Metazoa; Chordata; Actinopteri; Labriformes; Labridae. The record is from the annotation of a GenBank genome assembly.